This is a messenger RNA of Cokeromyces recurvatus, 638 nucleotides long. RefSeq names its product biogenesis of lysosome-related organelles complex-1 subunit 2-domain-containing protein. Gene Ontology annotation, cellular component: gamma-tubulin complex; BLOC-1 complex; BORC complex. The coding region runs from base 53 to 502 and encodes 149 amino acids. The transcript has 4 exons. NCBI's taxonomy places the organism in Eukaryota, Fungi, Mucoromycota, Mucoromycetes, Mucorales, Mucoraceae. The record is from RefSeq and is a predicted model, not a curated record. Gene Ontology annotation, biological process: lysosome localization; endosomal transport. Gene Ontology annotation, molecular function: gamma-tubulin binding.
UUUUUUUUUUUUUCUUGAAAAAAAAAAAAAGCUAUUUUUUCUCUUUUUAGUUAUGGAUUCAUCUGAACAAGCAUCAGCAUCAUCUUCGCAUUCUUCUACUACAACAGAUUUACCUAUAAUCACUUCUUUAAAGCCAAACGAAUAUAUCAAAGGAUUGAAUGAAGAGCAUAUUACCCGAUUAACAAAAGAUGCAUUUAAACAUUUUGUAGAUUAUACCAAAGCCGAGCUGCAAUUGACAGUGGAUGAUUGUCAAUUAUUGGAGACUAUGAAUAAAGCAACAACAGAAAAAUAUGUUCAAAUGAAUCAAAUGAGUCAACGAUUGAUGAAAGAAAUGUCAAAACUACAAAACACUUAUGCUGAUUUUUCUGAUUUUAUUCAACAGAUUGAAGACAUUCAUGAACAAUCGAUACAAAUGGAAAAGACAGCAAAAGCAUUAGAUGAAUAUUCCAAAUAUUUAGAAAAUAAACUGUUGACAGCUAUUAACAAACAAGGUCUCGAAUAAUGACUCAUGAAGACAAUUUAUGUGACUUCAAGAAAGUAACUAUGAUUUGGAUUGAAUACAAUCUCCUAUCCAAAUUAGCCAGACCCUUUUUUUUUGAUAUGUUCAUUUAUUUUAAUUUUUUUUUUUUAAUUUUUUU